This is a messenger RNA of Ornithodoros turicata, 1694 nucleotides long. RefSeq lists its product as uncharacterized. Lineage: Eukaryota; Metazoa; Arthropoda; Arachnida; Ixodida; Argasidae. The transcript has 6 exons. The record is from RefSeq and is a predicted model, not a curated record. Bases 938 to 1603 code for a protein of 221 amino acids.
UCAGAAAGAAAAUAUGAUUUUCGCGCAUUGAGUAAGCCUAUUGAUCACUUUGAGUGGUCCAGGCUCGCUUAUUAUUUUCUCAUCUUCAAUAGGGGCAGUUAUUUUAGACAGAAGCAACAGCGUUCAUGAAGAGAGCGAUGAUUAGUUUCUUGAAUUGUUGUACAAAAAAUGUUGAUAUGGUUCACAAUGAUUGAAAGUAGAAAAAGCGCUUUUUGAUAUGUUUAUUUAGUCAUUUAGUAAGUCUUCGAGGAAAUAGCGCUUAAUUGCAAGGCUCAGUUUUUUUUUUCUCAGCCUUUGCGCAUGGAUGGUGUUUCCUUUAAUGAGUGAAUAUAAUUUAUGACUGUUAAAAUUAGAGUAAUUUCAUAUGACCUUCAAUAACAGGAGCAAGAGCAUUUUUUUGUAGUAGUAGUAGUUUUUGUAAUCUUUAAUGUAAGAAUGAAAAAUCAGUAAUAGCGCAGUAAAGAAAAUAAUAUGGCGAUGUAAAUUCAAUUAAUAUCAGGGAGCAUGAAGCACUCUUGUCUGGCGCGCAUUCUUCACUCCUGAUAGCAAGAGCGAACUUUGAAACGUUGACCGUUUGGGCGGUGGUUGGGUGCUCACAGGAGCAGCCUCAGACAAUGGGAGGAAAUGAUGACGUCAAACAGCGCGGUGUCUGGUAGACCAGUGCUUCAUUCUCGCAGGGGAAGCUAGGGCAACGGUUGUGGUGUAGGUGCGCACCCGUCUGGAUUUCGCUUUAAUAGGGGGAUUUGCGAAGCUCUCCUCUCUGGACGACCUUUGGAACGGAUGACGUCACGACCAAUGACAGGGCAGAGCUCCUGAUGCCCUGGCGGAGAAAUCAACGGACGCUUCAUUGCUUCGGGUGGAUCUCUGAGUGGCGGUCAUGCUGUUGGUGCUCUCCUCGCCACGGAUUUCGUGACGAGCGACUGUUUUUGACUGAGUGAUGUGUGUGGAAAUACUUCGGUGCCGGGAAAUGAACCUGGACGCCGUAAUGUUCCAGACUUCGCAGACAUACAGGCUGCUAAGAACGGUCCCAGAGCUAGAAGGUGUUGUCUGCUAUCCGAGAGGGCCAGCAAUGUGGACCGAUCUUGGGGAAUUUUGGGAUCAAAUGACUUUCGUUUACACCUUGGAGUUCAUGAAGUCCCUACGGCUGCCCCACAACCUGCGAGUGCUACUAGCUUUCUCAAGCGCUGCCUACAAUAAUGUUUACAGACCCCCAACGUGGAAGGACGAUAUCAAUAUCUACCCGAACCGGAAGUGUAGCACGAGCAAUAUAUUGCACAAUGCUUACGAAUGGAAUAGAAGGAAAUGUCUUGAGCAUACGCACAUCAAAAAGGGAAUAGAGAACUCGAGCAUGACUUACUAUUAUAUGUACUUUACGAUACAGACGACCGAAAUAGUUAUGCUGGACACCAACGAGACAUUCGAGAUGAAGAUAUGCAACGCACAACGACAAUACAGCUACGACGGGGGAUACGUCCUCUUCGACAUUGUGCGCGGCGACGUCGAAAACUUAUGUGGUGACACCAAUUUUACGGACGGCUUCGCAGACGCGCAUUACAUCAAGAAGUUUAUGCACAGGUCAUUUAAGGACUGCAGUGUGCUUUGAAGGUUUCGCCAAGUUCGUCUUGAAGACUGCUCUCAUAUGAGACCGUGCUUGUGGUACCAUCAACAAUGAAAGACAGAGUAUACAUAUGUUA